AUGUCUCACUACCAGAGCCGACGAGAGCGCCUUGAGAUUGAUGUCAUGAAUCGGAUCUUACGAGAGCCGGACUACCAACCCUUCCUGAGGGAGGAGGUAAACGCCGCCAACAAGUUCAGAGCCACGCGGGCCUACCAGACACACAGAGAAGCAUACGACAAGAAGAACAGCACACCCGCUGCCUCUACGUCCAAGCCUGAUGAGACUACGCCAGCUCAGCAUGAAGUUGGUGACGGAAAGAAUCCCCUAGCAUCCCAGACACCGCCCGCCUCUACGCCGAAGCCUAGUGAGACUACGCCAGCUCAGCACGAAGCUGGUGACGGAAAGAAGCCUCUAGCACCUAAGACACCGCCCUCCUCUACGCCGAAGCCUAGUAAGACUCCGAGAACUGAGCAUAAAGCCGGCGACGAACAGGAACCUCUAGCAGAAUUCGUUACAAGGAAGUCGCCGAUCACCACCACCGCGACCUUCACCACCGCAGCGCCCAUACCAACCGCAGCUCCUAUCUCAGCCGCUGCCAACAUCGCUACACUAGUGCCCACUGCCACCGUCGUACCCGCCUCUGCAGCGUCGCCCAUCACUGCACUGGCGCCUAUCACCGAACCUACUAUAACACCUAGCGUACAGGGCCAGACCGAGUGCUCUCCUCCUCCGAACAUCGAUAACGACGAAGAAUACAGCACCGCCAUCCCAGCGACCAUCACCGCACCUACUAUAACACCUGGCGUACAGAUCCAGCAUAACUGCUCUCCUCCUCCGAACAGCGAUAACCACGAAGGAUAUAGCACCGCCAUCCCGUUCAGUCAGAGCAGCGCGCAGCCCCCAGAGCCAGAGUCUCGGUAA
Molecule: messenger RNA, 843 nt
Organism: Alternaria metachromatica
Lineage: Eukaryota; Fungi; Ascomycota; Dothideomycetes; Pleosporales; Pleosporaceae
Exons: 1
Coding region: 1-843 (280 amino acids)
Source: RefSeq, a predicted model, not a curated record